AUGGCAGCCAAGGAGCGACUGUGGGGGACAGGCAUACAAAUGAAGACAUUCAGAGUUACAUUAUCACUGUACCAAAGAGCCACUAUCAAACCAAACACAAAUACACCGACAAGGUCCCAAGGUCCCAAGCGGAGAAGGUCCCAAGCGGAGAAGGUCCCAAGCGGAGAAGGUCCCAAGUGGAGAAGGUCCCAAGCGGAGAAGGUCCCAAGCGGAGAAGGUCCCAAGCGGAGAAGGUCCCAAGCGGAGAAGGUCCCAAGUGGAGAAGGUCCCAAGUGGAGAAGGUCCCAAGCGGAGAAGGUCCCAAGUGGAGAAGGUCCCAAGCGGAGAAGGUCCCAACCGGAGAAGGUCCCAAGCUGA
This is a messenger RNA of Procambarus clarkii (red swamp crayfish), 357 nucleotides long. NCBI's taxonomy places the organism in Eukaryota, Metazoa, Arthropoda, Malacostraca, Decapoda, Cambaridae. The record is from RefSeq and is a predicted model, not a curated record.